Messenger RNA from Prunus mume (Japanese apricot), 1400 nucleotides. Its product is annotated as S-adenosyl-L-methionine-dependent methyltransferases superfamily protein. Gene Ontology annotation, molecular function: calmodulin-lysine N-methyltransferase activity. Gene Ontology annotation, cellular component: cytoplasm. Lineage: Eukaryota; Viridiplantae; Streptophyta; Magnoliopsida; Rosales; Rosaceae. The record is from RefSeq and is a predicted model, not a curated record.
ACUGAAGUAGAUCCCCGAAGACGGAGAGAGAGCGCAAAGAGUGGCAAGGCAACCAACAAUGGAAACUGGAACAACAGGAACAAGUGUCAAGGCUUCGUCUCUCAGAUGGAAAAUUCUUCGUCAAGCUAUUCUUCGCAAACCAAACGCAGAUGAGCAAUCUGAAAUCGGCGUUAAGCGAAUUACGAGGAAGACGAAGCAGGGCUUCAACUUGUUACCAUGCCAUCUCGUUGACGACCCAUCUCACUCGAGCGAUGUUACCGUCUGCUACACCUUGCCCAUUGACUCUGCUCCCAAGCUUUACCUAACUCAAAGAGUGGUUGACCAUGCUGAACUCAGGGACUUUGAGAUUUGUAAUAAGUACAAUAUUGACAACACUGGGCUUGUUUGUCAGUGGCCAUCAGAAGAGGUUCUUGCAUACUUUUGCUUGUCACACGCAGACAUGUUCAGGUCUAAGAGAGUAAUUGAGCUUGGAUCAGGCUAUGGCUUAGCUGGUUUAGUUAUUGCAGCAGUCACUGAGGCAUCAGAAGUUGUAAUUUCAGAUGGAAAUCCUCAAGUAGUUGAUUAUAUUCAGCAUAAUAUUGACGCCAACUCUAAAGCAUUUGGUGGUACAAGAGUGAAGUCUAUGAUGUUGCAUUGGAAUCAGAACGAAAUUUCAAAUAUCUCUAGCACUUUUGAUCUCAUUGUUGCCAGUGACUGCACUUUCUUCAAGGAAUUCCACAAUGGACUUGCUCAAAUUGUCAAGUUCCUGUUGGGAAAAGUUCAGCCCUCGGAAGCUAUAUUUUUAAGUCCUAAAAGGGGCGACUCAUUGGACAAGUUUCUGGAAAAAACCAAAGAAAAUGAUUUGCGCUUCAGCAUAACAGAGAAUUAUGAUGCAGAAAUUUGGAAGCAUCAUACGGAGUUCAUGAAUGGUGCUGUUUCCUGGCCCAGCUACCAAAAAGAUCACUGCUAUCCCUUAUUGAUCAGAAUUACAGUGUGAACUUGCACUCCUAUUCCUUCGUCAGCUGCACAUAUUUCAGGCAAUAUAGAUUCGUCUCUGGCGGAAUCAAAUUUUGCUGGCUGAGCUGUGCUGUAGCCCGUUUGAGUGUACUAAUUAUUGUAAGGAAAUAGGAAUUGCAGCGUACUGCCUGAAUUCGGUACUACUUCCUCCACAAUAUGUGGAUCCAGAUCCGUAGUCACUUCAACUGCAUAGUCCUUCCGUAUCAUUGCGUAGAUCCUCCCUGUCUUUUAGUUUACCAAUGGAAGCGAAAGAAUGACAUUACCCUUUUUGGUUUAUUGUAAUUGUGAUUUCCUUUUUAAGUCUAUAGGUCUUAGCAGAUUUAUAGUUUACCAAUUGUAAUGCAAGAAUGAGAUUGCUUUUUUAAUUGAUAUAAUAUAUUAAUGAUUGAUUUCCCUUUUAGCAU